Molecule: messenger RNA, 3122 nt
Organism: Tribolium madens (black flour beetle)
Lineage: Eukaryota; Metazoa; Arthropoda; Insecta; Coleoptera; Tenebrionidae
Product: HEAT repeat-containing protein 6
Exons: 10
Coding region: 21-3089 (1022 amino acids)
Source: RefSeq, a predicted model, not a curated record
AAAUUGACAUUUUACUAAACAUGGCUGCCACAAGUGACAGCCGAGAACUUUUUAACAGUCUGUCAUCAAAAAUCACUCAAUUAUCAUACGGACGCUCCAAAAACGACCGCAGUGUUAUAAACGCAAUUCUAGACGAACUAAAUUCUUUCAAUUACAAAUAUCCAAUCGUAACAAGCCCGACUAAAGCUGUCCUUUUGGUCAAUCAGUGUUGUUCGUUAAUACCCCCUGAAGACGAGGAACUCGUCCUGAAAUGUUGCCAGUUAAUUACAAAUUUAAUUACACGCCAAAAGGUGGUUAUAGACGGGCGUACUCUUACCGUGGCAGUUGUGUGGUGCUUGCAAGCUUUAAAAGAUCAAGAUUGGAUUGCAGAUCUCCUUGUUGCGUUAGAUGCCUUAUUGCGUGCAAAUACCGGACAUGAAUUAAUUACUGAAAUUGUGAAAAACAAUACUCUAAUAAGCUUAGCAAACAAUCAACAAAAACCAGAAUUGGCUUUUUUUGCCUUACAGUGCCUGGAAGCUUGCACAAUACCUCCCGAAGAUACUAAAAUCUUGACGGAGGACGAGUUUAAAUAUGAGUUCCAAAUUAGUUUUGAAAUUUUCUUAAAACACACGGUCACAAAUAAUUUCAAUUUAGAUAAACUGAUAAGUAAGAAAAUUUACAUUGUAUGUUUGAGAGGUUUGCAAAAUAUUAUCAGGAUAAAACCUAAUUUACUCUCUGAUAACUUGGGGAUAAUCCUGGGGGUUGUAAAAUCCUACAUGUUACUUGGAAUCGCAGGGAUAGAAUUUGUGAAGCCUCAAAAAUUGUUACCUUCGCCUUUAAGUAUCCCUGAGAGUAGUACAAAUGAGGCGAGAGGAAAGGGAGGAAAGAUGACUAAGCAAAGAAAGCCGAAAACACAACCCACUAUUAUGAAAACACGAAAAUCAGAAAAGUGGGAAGAUGACACCGGGGGUUACACUCCUGCUGUUACUGACGAAACAAUGGCCAAUUUCGGUAAUGGUGUCAAAACAAGCGAUUCCGAUUUUUCGGACACAGAGGGUGGAAAUCUCGCAAAACUAAAUGUGAUGAAUGGGAGGGUACGUCAGGCCGCUCUUGGUUUAUUUUUGCAUAGUAUUAAGCUAACUCACAAGACUGUGAUUUUCUCAUACUGGUCAAGUUUUAUCCCUGAAAAUCCGCUUUCAUCUAAACAUAAUUUAAUGACUUGCAUACUUAAAGAAACGUCCAAUAGGGGGAGCAUGGGGGCUUUGAACGCUCUACUAGUCCUACUUUCGUUGUCCAAAGUUUACUUAGCACAAGCGGAAAAAGGCGAAAAUCUCGCCUUUACACCAUUCUCCGUCGUCCUAGGACUCACAAUCAAGGAAUUGCAUAAAUGUCUAAGUCUGGCAUUAAGCGCACAUUCAAUUCCUGUGUUAACAAUGGUUUUGAAAUGUUUUGCGGCUCUGGUCCAAGCGACACCUUAUCAUCGACUAGCCCCCGGUUUAAUCACAAAAGUGAUAAGAAACGUCAAACCUUUCAUUUAUCACAAAGACUCAACAGUGCAAGUGGCGGCUUUGAUAGUACUAGGAUGUGUGUUAGCCUCAGAACCGAUAAUUCCCGAAUGCAGAGAAGCUUUCCUCAAGAGUACGAAAAAUUCUGAAUGUUCUGAUUCGGACACUCCGUGGCUCCUCCACCGAUGUCUUGUCAAUUUGGGAGUGGAUACUGACCAGAAUAGUGUCCCCACUCCUGUCAAACUCGAAUCGCUUCAAAUCAUCUCAAUUAUAAGUCGCAACUAUUUUGAGGAUUUAGUUGCGCCGUAUUUAAACCACGUGACUAGAGCACUCGACUUGUCAUUGGCUAGCAAGUACACAGAUGUGCAGUUGCAUGCAGGUCGCGCUGUUGAUUUCAUUGGCCAAGCAAUGAAUCGUUGUUCUGCAAUGAUUCUACCUGAGGAAUAUCUCCUUUUCUGGCAAACUCUACUCAAAGGGUCACUCACGGCACUUUUUCAAUGCGAACAGCCAGUUUUGCGGGCUAUAGGUUGCGAUUGUUUGGGCAGUAUAGGGGCGGAGACUUUCGAGCAACUCCCCCGCGACAAGCAAAUUUUAUGUGUGACUCUCCUCUUUGCCAGUAGUCGCGAUGAGGAAAACACUGUAAAGGGGGCUGCGGUCAGGGCUUUGGCAAUUUCUGUCCUUUAUCCGAGUUUGAGAGAGGAUUCGGGGUUUGUGGUGGAUACCGCGGAACGGAUAUACAGUGUGUUGGGGGAUGAGAAUUUCGCGGUUAGGGUAAAGUGUUCGUGGGCGUUGGGAAAUCUGAGCGAUGCUUUAGUUUUAAACAAGACAUCGGCGCAUCUCAUGGAAGAAUUUCCGAAAAAUUUGAUUCUGAAAUUGUUGAAAGAGACGAUUAAAGCAUCAAAUGAUGGGGAUAAAAUUAAAAUGAAUACGGUGCGAGCCUUGGGGAAUCUUUUACAAUUAAUUGAUGAAAAUUUGAUUGAGGAAGGGCAAUUUAGGGAUGCUGUGCAAGAGGGAAUAGACAUUCUCGUGAAAAAUUGCACCUCAGGGUCAAAUAUGAAGGUACGAUGGAAUUCAUGUUACGCCAUCGGAAACGCAAUGAAAAAUUCAUCUAUUUUCUCGUUAGAAAACAACUGGCAGGAAAAGAUUUUCCAUUCAUUGUCUGACUUGGUUGUGAAUUUCCGUAAUUUUAAAGUACGGAUUAAUGCAGCACUGGCACUCUCGUCGCCCCACAAAAGAGAGUUUUAUGGACAGUUCUACCAACCCGUUUGGAUUUCACUUAUGAAAGGUUUGGAAACGUCGGAAAACGUUGCAGAUUUUAAUGAAUAUAAACACCGCGACAAUUUAGUGGAACAAAUCUGUUUAACAUUAGGUCAUUUGAUGACGCUACUAACAAAAGAAGAUUUAACAUAUAUUAAAGAUAGUGUUAAUUCAGGUUAUUUAAAAAUUCAAAUGAAGAGAGUUUGGGAAAAAUUAUUACCUGAAAAAUCCACUGUGUUAUAUGAUGCACAAACAUACGUCACCAACUUAAAAAGCAAUGCUGAACUUAAUACGGAACAAAAAAAUAUACUCGACAGUCUAAACAAUAUUUUAAUACAAGAUUUUUAAGAUAAUUUUUACAGAAAUAUAUUAUUGUCUUAU